Messenger RNA from Phymastichus coffea, 6718 nucleotides. RefSeq names its product brefeldin A-inhibited guanine nucleotide-exchange protein 1 (gene Sec71). Gene Ontology annotation, biological process: regulation of ARF protein signal transduction. Gene Ontology annotation, molecular function: guanyl-nucleotide exchange factor activity. The transcript has 18 exons. Lineage: Eukaryota; Metazoa; Arthropoda; Insecta; Hymenoptera; Eulophidae. Bases 159 to 5483 code for a protein of 1774 amino acids. The record is from RefSeq and is a predicted model, not a curated record.
CGAAAGGUGGACAGAACAAAUGACGCAAGGUGUGUGUGCAGCAAGAAUGUCUCGCCACUGUUGCUGCUGCUGCUGCUGUUCGUCGUCAUCAUAAUCAGCAUCGCGAGGUUGAGCUCUCGACAGAGCAGCCUGGACUGUGUGCAAAUCUGGUGCUUCUGAUGACAAUGCGAAAUAACAGUAAGACCAGAGAAAUGUUCAUUGUACGAGCCUUAGAGAAAAUACUCGCUGACAGAGAUGUCAAACGAUCACAUCUGUCACAGCUCAGAAGAGCAUGUGAGACUGCACUUGAGGAUCUCCGAAAUGAGAUCAAGGAGGUUCCAAAUACACAAGGCGAGGAAGCUCCAUCGAAUGCUUUACCACAGCCCAAGAAUGAAUCUAACUUCAUUAGUGCAGAAAAGUAUUUUCUACCAUUCGAGUUGGCCUGUCAAAGUAAAUCACCUAGGAUAGUAGUGACAUCCUUAGAUUGCCUACAAAAACUCAUAGCUUAUGGUCAUCUUACUGGUAGCAUUCCAGACUCAACUGAUCCUAAUAAGUUAUUGAUAGUACGCAUAGUGGAGACAAUAUGCAGCUGUUUUAUGGGUCCUCAAACAGAUGAGGGUGUACAGUUGCAAAUAAUCAAGGCUCUAUUGACUGUGAUGACAAGUCAACAUGUUGAGGUUCAUGAAGGGACUGUGCUGUUAACUAUUAGGACUGUUUAUAAUGUUUAUUUGGCAUCUAAAAAUUUAGUUAACCAGACGACUGCUCGAGCUACUCUUACUCAAAUGAUUAAUGUGAUAUUCGCCAGAAUGGAGACUCAAGCCGAAGAGGAAGGUAUGAAGCCUGAGUCUGAGCCACAAGGUAUAACAGUUCCUCAAGGUAUAGAAGUAGAGAGUGAACCUAUAAAUACAUCAUUGAGAAGUUCUGUGAUGCAAAUUGGUGCAGAAAUCACGACGGAAACACCACCUGCAGAUGAACAAUCAUCACCACCAGAACCAAUAGACAUCGCGCAAGAAGCUCAGCAAAUCGUCCAAUCAGUGAUCGACGAGGUGAUCAACAAAAUUGCAAGAGCAGACAUGGUAGAAGAAAGAAUUGAAGAAGAGCAAUCUAAGUCAGCGAUAAUCGAGUCACCACCAAAUGAAAUUGAACAAUCACAAAUAGAACAGCCAGAAACGCCGACAACUCCAUCAGUACCAAGUGACGAGCAGCAGCAACCACCAACUAAUAAUUCGGUGGAAGAAACGCAAGACGAAGAAGCGCAAGCUAUCGCUGAGAGUGAUAAUAUGGUCACGGCAAAAUUCACCCAUGUAUUGCAGAAGGAUGCGUUUUUGGUUUUUAGAGCACUUUGUAAACUCUCAAUGAAACCUCUACCUGAAGGGACGCCUGAUCCCAAAUCACACGAACUGCGUUCAAAGAUUUUGUCGCUGCAACUACUUCUCGGUAUCCUUCAAAACGCCGGUCCAAUUUUACGCUCGAACGAGAUGUUCAUAAUUGCAAUCAAGCAAUAUCUCUGUGUUGCAUUAUCAAAAAAUGGCGUAUCCUCAGUGCCGGAAGUAUUUGAAUUAUCACUCGCACUUUUCCUCGUGUUACUUGCUCGAUUCAAAGUUCAUUUGAAAAUGCAGAUCGAAGUAUUUUUUAAAGAAAUAUUUAUGAAUAUCCUUGAGACGUCGAGUAGCUCAUUUGAGCAUAAAUGGAUGGUUAUUCAUGCUCUAACAAGAAUUUGCGCUGACGCUCAGAGUGUCGUUGACAUCUAUGUUAACUACGAUUGUGACCUCUCGGCUGCUAAUUUAUUUGAACGUUUAGUGAAUGACUUAUCAAAGAUAGCGCAAGGCAGGCAAGCAUUGGAACUUGGCGCGUCGCCAAUACAAGAGAAGUCCAUGCGAAUUCGUGGUCUCGAAUGUUUGGUUUCCAUUCUCAAGUGCAUGGUCGAAUGGAGCAGAGAUCUUUACGUGAAUCCUUCAGUGCCGAUUGAUCAACAAGUGCCAACGGAACCACCUGAUCCGCCAUUGGAUUCGAAUGGUACUACCAAUUCAACCAAUGGAAGUAGAUUAUUGCCCAGGUAUGGUAGUGCUGGAAGUUUGUCAUCGGCUAACUCAAGUUUAGUGGGAAAUAAAGAGGUGCCUGACUCACCUGAACAAUACGAGGUACAGAAACAACAGAAAGAAGUUUGGGAAACUGGUAUUGAGAUAUUCAAUCGAAAACCAAGCAAAGGUGUACAAUACCUCCAGGAACAAAAUCUUCUAGGAUCUACAGUAGACGAUGUAGCACGAUGGUUUCACUUGGAUGAGCGUCUAGAUAAAACUGCAAUCGGUGAUUUCCUCGGCGAUCAUAAUAACAAUCAAGUUAUGUAUAGUUACAUUGAUCAAAUGGAUUUCAUUGAGCGUGAUCUUGUUUCUGCGCUUCGUUAUUUUCUCGAAGGAUUCAGACUGCCUGGAGAAGCUCAGAAGAUCGACAGACUUAUGGAGAAAUUUGCUAGUCGUUACUGCGAGUGUAAUCCGAACAAUGGUCUAUUUACAAGUGCUGAUACCGCAUACAUACUUGGAUUCUCGAUAAUAAUGCUGACGACAGAUCUUCACUCGCCUCAAGUUAAAAAUAAAAUGACUAAAGAGCAAUAUAUAAAAUUGAAUCGACGAAUUAGCGACAACGAAGAUUUACCUGAAGAUUAUUUGUCUAAAAUUUAUGAUGAAAUUGCUGGAAAUGAGAUCAAGAUGAAAACUAAUACCAACAGACCAGGAAAACAAGUAAUAUCAAGUGAAAAGAAACGCCGUCUACUUUGGAACAUGGAGAUGGAAGUAAUCUCAACAGCAGCGAAAAAUCUAAUGGAAUCAGUGAGUCAUGUACAGGCACCAUUCACGACAGCCAAACAUUUGGAGCACGUAAGGCCGAUGUUUAAAAUUGCUUGGACACCAUUCCUCGCAGCUUUUAGUGUGGGUCUUCAAGACUGCGACGAUCCUGAAAUUGCUUCGCUUUGUCUUGACGGUAUUCGUUGUGCCAUUCGUAUUGCCUGUAUUUUUCACAUGACGUUGGAACGAGACGCUUACGUGCAGGCUCUCGCAAGGUUCACACUCUUAACUGCGAACUCGCCCAUUACCGAAAUGAAAGCCAAGAACAUAGAUACGAUUAAAACGCUAAUAACGGUAGCACAUACGGAUGGUAAUUACCUUGGCAGCUCGUGGCUUGACGUCGUUAAGUGUAUCUCUCAGCUGGAGCUUGCGCAGCUGAUUGGUACUGGCGUCAGACCACAACUUCUGGGGCCACCGUCCAAACCGCAUUUUCCAUCGCCGCUAGCUAACUUUACGAAUUCGGCGAAUAAUUCGCAGAGUAAUGGAUUGAAUUUAAGCUCCUUAGAUCCAAGUGUAAAAGAAUCGAUUGGAGAGACAAGCUCUCAGAGUGUUGUAGUUGCUGUAGAUAGAAUAUUUACAGGAUCUACGAGACUUGAUGGUGAUGCUAUCGUCGAAUUUGUUAAAGCUUUGUGCCAAGUAUCUCUUGAAGAACUCGCUCAUCCAACGCAACCUCGCAUGUUCUCGCUGACGAAAAUCGUUGAGAUAUCUUACUACAACAUGGGUAGAAUCCGUCUACAAUGGUCACGUAUCUGGCAAGUGAUCGGCGAACAUUUUGAUCGUGUAGGUUGUAGUCCACGCCAAGAAAUUGCUUUUUUCGCUGUAGACUCACUUCGCCAGUUAGCAACCAAGUUUAUCGAAAAAGGAGAGUUCGCCAAUUUCCGAUUUCAAAAGGAGUUUUUACGGCCGUUCGAGCACAUCAUGAAGAAAAAUACGUCGCUAGUAAUCCGAGAUAUGGUCGUUAGGUGUGUCGCACAAAUUGUACAGUCGCAAGCACCGAAUAUACGGUCUGGUUGGAAGAAUAUAUUUAGUGUAUUUCAUCAUGCCGCGGGUGACAGAAAUGAGGCUGUUGUCGAGCUUGCAUUCAACAUGACUGGCAAAAUUAUUAAUGAAUUGUAUGCCCAAGACUUUAGCAUCAUGGUUGACUCGUUCCAAGAUGCAGUCAAGUGCCUCAGCGAAUUUGCGUGCAAUACCGCCUUUCCCGACACCAGUAUGGAAGCGAUAAGACUGAUUCGUUCUUGCGCCUCAUAUAUCGAUGCAAACCCUCAUUUGUUCGCCGAGGGUAUGAUGGAUGGUUUAGACAAUGGAAUGGUAUCCGAAGAAGAUAGAGCUUGGGUACGAGGAUGGUUCCCGUUAUUGUUCGAACUAUCAUGUGUAGUUAGCCGUUGCAAGCUCGAUGUGCGAACUCGUGCUUUAACCGUUCUAUUCGACGUUGUGAAGACACACGGUGCUUCAUUUAGGCCUCAUUGGUGGAAAGAUUUAUUUCAGGUUUUAUUCCGCAUCUUCGACAACAUGAAACUGCCAGAGCAGCACACCGAGAAAGCAGAAUGGAUGACGACAACCUGUAAUCAUGCACUCUACGCAAUAGUCGACGUGUUUUCACAAUUCUACGAUGUUCUGGGUCCUCUACUGCUCGAACAAUUGUAUGCCCAACUGCAUUGGUGUGUACAACAAGACAAUGAGCAAUUAGCAAGAUCUGGUACUAAUUGCUUAGAGAAUCUGGUUAUUAGCAAUGGUAUCAAGUUCGAUGAAGAUACUUGGAAUAAAACUGCGCGAUGCGUUCUUGACAUUUUCACCAGUACACUGCCUACAGCUCUGCUCACGUGGAAACCUCAAUCUAGCAAUAAGGAAUCCGAUUUAGAUGUGAUAACUGGCGACGCGGAAUCGCACGUUGGUAUUCUGAAACGAAGCUGCAGUACUCAAAGCCUAUCUGUAACAGAGAACGUCCGUGUCAAAGUGUUUGCCGCAUUGUUAAUUAAAUGUGUCGUACAAUUGGAGCUCAUUCAGACGAUCGAUAACGUUGUGUUUUAUCCAGCAACUUCGAGGAAAGAGGAUCAGGAGAAUCUUGCUGCUGCACAAGCUGACAUGUUGAAUAGUAAAUCGGAAGUUGGGAAUAUUGGUCCUGGAGGUGACCAACAAAAAGAAGAACAAGGCAUGUACUGUGCAUUAACGUCGAAUCAUCUAAUGCAACUAGUCGACUGUUUAUUAGCAUCGCAUCGUUUCGCCAAGAGUUUCAAUUCUAACCACGAGCAGCGUAACAUCCUUUGGAAAGCUGGUUUUCGUGGCAAUGUCAAACCCAAUCUACAGAAACAAGAAACUCAAUCUCUCGCUUGUGCCCUACGUAUUCUCUUCAAGAUGUACAGCGACGAGUCGCAUCGAAAAGACUGGCCACUCGUAGAGUCGCGACUAAUUGAAGUUGCAAACGAAGCAUUGGAAUAUUUUCUUGCGUUAACGAACGAAGCGCAUCGAGAAGCUUGGACACCAAUUUUAUUGUUACUACUCGCAAGAAUAUUGAAAAUGGAAGAUGCUAGGUUUGCCGUUCACGUAUCAAGCACUUAUCCACUCUUGUGUGAGAUUAUGUGUUUCGAUUUGAAACCUGAAUUGCGAUCUGCGCUUCGAAGGUUCUUUUUGAGGAUUGGUCCCGUCUUUAGGAUCACACAACAGUAGAUGAUUUGAUUUUCCUUCUUUUAGCUUUUGUUUAUUUAUGCUACAAUGUACUAAGUAAUACGCGGUAUGAACGUGAAUUUCUUGGUUUAUUUCUUUCUUAGUGAUAACGCUCGUUUUGUGUUUCAUUAGAUCACUUUGCAUUUAUUACGAAUAACGUAGUGUACAAAGUUUUAUAUCAUAAAUCCAAGUUGUUGAUCUAACUGCUCUGUAGAAACGAAUAGAUGAAUAUCUUCCUGUUUUUUUUUGCUUCUGUAAAAAUGACGAUAAAUUUAUGUUCGAAGAUUGCCCAGAGAGUAACUUUCCACUAGUUAAAUUUAUGAAAUUAUACGUUAUAAUAAAUCUCAAAACAUGGCUGUUGAUUGGAAUUCCAUUAUAAUAGAUAAUGUUUUGUGAACGUGCAUGAUUCUUUUUUUUAUGUUAUUCAUAGAAAGUUUAUUUGUAAAUUAUUUAAAAGAUGAUGUACAUACUUGAAAAAGCUAAUAAAAGAGCUAAAUUUGAGUCAGUUUUUAUUUUAUUUUAAUAUUUUUAUGGAAAGAAAAUUUUUUAAAUUGCUAGUGUAUUAUUUGCGUCUACGACAUAUAUAUUUAUGUAGGAGUAUGUUGUUUGAAGAAAGAUACGGAUGUAGUAUAAAUAAACAAAGAGUUUGUGGAUGAUGAAGUGCUUUAAAUCUUUAAGCAACUAUAUAUCAAUGUAUCAUUGAUUGUACAGAAAGUGAAAAAUACCUAUUCUAAAGUAUAUAGUUGAGAAAUAAAAAAUCAAUAAAAUUGAUUAUUAAAUUGAUUAUAUCGUACUAAAAAAACCAAUUUUGCGAUAUAUAUAUACAUGAAAAAGUUUCGAUCGAAAAAUCAAAUGCAUAUUUUUCAUUAACUUUAUAUAUCUUUUGAUCGUUGUAUUGUAUUUAGUCAAACAGUCUACUUUAUUAGUAUGUUGAUCUUGAUGAACGUUCAUUUUUCGUUACAUGUAGACGCCGUUCACGUGGAUAAUUGUAAUUAUUCGCGUGGAAAAGUCGCUUGUGACACUUAAAUAUUUGUAACUAUAUUUCUUUUCCGUUUCACACAUGAGAAAUAAUUGUUCACACGACUGAGCGUACUUACAUAUUAUUACAGCAGUUAUAUUGUUACGCACGUCCAGAUAUUAAUAUUAACGUAGGUAAAAAAUGUGUACAGCAACGUACUCUCGUUUGUUUUUAUAUAGCUGCUACGAUUUUAAUAAAUCUCACAGUCACUUAUAAAAUA